AUGGGGCCCGGCCGCCUCUCGCGGGCGCCGCUGCUGCUGCUGCGCUGCCGCCGGGCGCUGAGCGCGGCCCGCCGCCCCCUGAAACCGCCGUACAGCCGCUCGCUCGGCUCUGCCGCCGCCGCUGCCCUCCGCCUGUGCGCUCCUCAGCGGUCUCCGGACGGGCGGGCGGGCGGCAGUGGGCGGUGGAAGGGAGGAGCGGGUGCCAGCGGGGAUGAUGAUAAUGAUAAUGACGACGAUGAAGAUGAGGAAGAGGAGGAGGACGAAGAAGAUGACGCAGAGCUGGAGGAGCUGCUCGGCCCCCCGCCGCUCGGGCCGCAGCUCGGAGCGCACCGCGUGGCUGUGGUGCAGCCGGCGGUGAGGUGGGGCCCGAAGAAGCCGCUGCUCACCACGGCUGAAUUACAGGUUGCUGAAGCCGUUGCUCUUGUAGAUACCCUUCAGAACUGGACAAUUUUAGAUAAAAUAAUUAUUCCUACCAAAAAUCCUGACAAGAAGUUCAUUUUUGGCAAAGGAAACUUUGAGGCUUUGACAGAAAAGAUUAAAAAAUUACCCCACGUGACAGCUGUCUUCUUGAAUGUGGAAAGAAUAUCUUCAGUAACAAAGAAAGAACUGGAAGAUGCCUGGGGUGUGAAAGUCUUUGACAGAUACACAGUUGUGCUUCAUAUUUUUCGUUGUAAUGCAAGAACUAAGGAAGCAAAACUCCAGAUUGCGUUGGCUGAAAUUCCACUCCUCAGGUCAAAUCUAAAAACUGAAGUGUCUCAUCUAGAUCAGCAGAGAGGUGGAUCAAGAUACAUCAUGGGCUCAGGUGAAACUUUCAUGGAGACACAGAAUCGUCUCUUGAGAGAAAAAGAACUUAAAAUUAGGAAUGCCUUGGAGAAACUAAGAAGAAAAAGAUCUUUGCUCAGAACUCAGCGCAGAAAACGCGAGUUUCCAAUUAUCUCAGUAAUGGGCUAUACUAAUUGUGGGAAAACUACAUUGAUCAAAGCCUUGACAGGGGAAGCAGGAAUUCAACCCCGAAAUCAGCUGUUUGCUACUCUUGAUAUUACUGCUCAUGCUGGCUAUCUGCCCUCACAUAUGGCAGUCAUAUAUGUUGACACUAUUGGUUUUCUGACUGAUCUUCCACAUAAUCUGGUCGAGUCCUUUUCAGCUACAUUAGAAGAAGUUGCUUACUCAGAUCUGAUAGUUCAUGUGAGGGAUAUUACUCAUCCUGAAACCAUCCUCCAGAAAGCAAGCGUUUUAUCAGUUCUGAAGAAUCUUAAUCUUCCAAGCCAUUUGCUGGAAUCAAUGGUAGAAGUUCAUAACAAAGUGGAUUUGAUAGAAAGCUAUGAACCCACUGAAGAAAAUGCUUUAGCUGUUUCUGCUCUACAUGGGCAUGGUUUAGAAGAGCUGAAAGAAGAAAUAGAAAAAAAAAUUCUGAAAGCAACGGGAAAGAAGAUUCUGACAAUUACAGUCAACUUACAGGGACCUCAGCUAAGUUGGCUCUAUAAAGAAUCAACGGUUCAGGACGUGGACGUCAUGCCUGAUGAUGGUACAGCCAGGGUGAAGGUGAUCAUCAGCGACUCUGCUUUUGGCAGAUACAGAAACCUCUUUCCUAGCAGUAAGAUUUUUGUAGCAUGAAAUCCUUCUGUCAAAAAAGACACUGAUCUCUUUAAGAAGACUGGAAUUAAGCUAGUGGCCUGGAUGCUGGAGAGUUUAUUUCUUAACCAGCUGAUGCUUUCGACACAUUGUAGAAAUGGACAGUGAUUCAGAAAACUUUUGUUUGAAAACAACAGCUUUGAGCUUCAUUCUGGCAGCAAGAGCAAGAAUAGCAGUAAUUUUUAUGUUGGAAUAGUUAUUGACUCUGAACCUCAAAUGUGGAAUCACAGGAUGGCAUCUAAGUUAACCUUCAGGAAAAUACUACAUCACAUAAAGACUUUAAUCCCAUUUUUCAGAAUAAAAUAUUUGUUACAGACAAGGUGUCCCUUGGUCAUCAAAAAAUGAAAGUUACUGAAGAAAACACUGUUGCCUGUAUAUAAAUAAUAGAGAUAUUUCCACGUAUUCUGCUUGAAUAUUUACUUAAAUAAAUGCCAUUUAUUACUGCAGUGAAGCAGAAACAACACUGAUGUGUAUAUUUAAGCAAGUAAUAAAGUGAAAAGUGAGCUGUGAACAUCUUCAUCCA
Messenger RNA from Centrocercus urophasianus (Greater sage-grouse), 2155 nucleotides. It is a transcript of the gene GTPBP6, whose product is annotated as GTP binding protein 6 (putative). The record is from RefSeq and is a predicted model, not a curated record. Gene Ontology annotation, molecular function: ribosome binding; GTP binding. Lineage: Eukaryota; Metazoa; Chordata; Aves; Galliformes; Phasianidae. The transcript is spliced from 10 exons. Gene Ontology annotation, cellular component: cytoplasm. Bases 1 to 1614 code for a protein of 537 amino acids.